Molecule: messenger RNA, 2015 nt
Organism: Arvicanthis niloticus (Nile rat)
Lineage: Eukaryota; Metazoa; Chordata; Mammalia; Rodentia; Muridae
Source: RefSeq, a predicted model, not a curated record
GGCUCUCUCCAGUCUCCCAGCUUUUCUUCUCUGGGGGUGCAAGGGCAGAGCAGGACCCUGAGACCGGAGGAUUUAGGGAUGCCCCCAGAUCUGCUAUUUAGUUUCGCGUUCCUCUAAGCCCUUCUGGAACCCGACGACUGAAAAAGUAUUUGGGGCUAGCGAACAGCCAGCGAGCUGUGGAGGAGGUGUGUGUUGGAGGUGGGCAGUCGCUGGGAGGCUCCAGUGGUGGGUACUUCUUCGUAGCAACAGUAGCAGCUAGCUUGGGCAAGCAGUCCCCAGCACAAACUCCAGAGACACCAUGCCUGCACCCCCACCUGGCCUCCGGCUUUCCUGCUAAGAGGAAGAGAGGCGGUGGCGAAUGCAUCCCGCUGUACAGAGCGAGAAUAGAACCUCGCGCGGGCACAGGAACCUGGGCGCACCAUGGCCGAUACAGAUGAGGGCUUCGGCCUGGCCCGCACUCCUCUGGAGCCUGAUUCCAAAGACAGGUCUUGCGAUUCGAAACCCGAGAGUGCACUGGGAGCUCCCAGCAAGUCUCCAUCUUCCCCGCAGGCCGCUUUCACCCAGCAGGGCAUGGAAGGAAUCAAGGUGUUUCUUCAUGAACGAGAACUAUGGUUGAAGUUCCAUGAAGUGGGCACAGAGAUGAUCAUCACCAAGGCAGGGAGGCGGAUGUUCCCUAGUUACAAAGUGAAGGUGACUGGCCUUAAUCCCAAAACGAAGUAUAUUCUUCUCAUGGAUAUUGUUCCCGCAGACGACCACAGAUAUAAAUUUGCUGAUAACAAAUGGUCCGUAACUGGCAAAGCCGAGCCUGCCAUGCCCGGUCGCCUUUAUGUGCACCCGGACUCCCCAGCAACCGGAGCCCACUGGAUGCGACAACUUGUCUCUUUCCAGAAACUCAAGCUUACCAACAACCACCUGGACCCCUUUGGACACAUUAUCCUCAACUCCAUGCACAAAUACCAGCCCCGAUUACACAUCGUGAAAGCAGACGAAAAUAAUGGGUUUGGUUCAAAGAAUACUGCAUUUUGCACCCACGUCUUUCCGGAGACAGCUUUUAUCGCUGUGACUUCGUACCAGAAUCACAAGAUCACACAGCUGAAAAUUGAGAACAAUCCCUUCGCCAAAGGCUUUCGGGGCAGUGACGACCUGGAGCUACACAGGAUGUCUCGGAUGCAAAGUAAAGAGUAUCCCGUGGUUCCUAGAAGCACCGUGAGGCACAAAGUGGCCUCCAACCACAGCCCCUUCAGCAGUGAGACCCGAGCUCUCUCCACCUCGUCCAAUUUAGGGUCGCAGUACCAGUGUGAGAACGGUGUCUCUGGCCCCUCCCAGGACCUUCUGCCCCCACCUAACCCAUACCCACUGGCCCAGGAGCACAGCCAAAUUUACCACUGUACCAAGAGGAAAGAUGAAGAAUGUUCCAGCACCGAGCACCCCUAUAAAAAGCCGUACAUGGAAACAUCCCCCAGCGAGGAGGACGCCUUCUACCGCUCGGGCUACCCUCAGCAGCAGGGCCUGAGUACUUCGUACAGGACAGAGUCGGCCCAGCGGCAGGCCUGCAUGUAUGCCAGCUCCGCUCCACCCAGCGAGUCAGUGCCUAGCCUGGAGGACAUCAGCUGUAACACAUGGCCCAGCAUGCCCUCCUACAGCAGCUGUACAGUCACCACCGUGCAGCCCAUGGACCGUCUUCCCUACCAGCACUUCUCCGCUCAUUUCACCUCGGGGCCUCUGGUCCCUCGGCUGGCUGGCAUGGCCAACCAUGGUUCUCCCCAGCUCGGUGAAGGGAUGUUCCAGCACCAGACCUCAGUGGCCCAUCAGCCUGUGGUCAGGCAAUGUGGGCCUCAGACUGGCCUUCAGUCUCCAGGCGGCCUCCAGCCCCCCGAGUUCCUCUACACUCACGGCGUGCCCAGGACCCUGUCCCCUCACCAGUAUCACUCGGUACACGGCGUUGGGAUGGUGCCAGAGUGGAGUGAGAAUAGCUAAAGGCCGACCUAUGCCAGAGAGGGGAUGGGGGGCGGGAG